GGGUAAGUGAUCCCAUAGUUAAGGUAGUACCAAUAGUUGCGGUACAUACCUAAAAAGCAAAUAUUUGGUUCAUUCUAUAGCGAGUAGUUGCUCGAUACAGUACUCAGAGCGCAUAUAGUCUACAUUUGUAUGUUUUAGAGCAACCGUUUCAUGCAAAUAUACAUCGUAUGGAUUUCAAAAAGAGAUUUUGUGAAGUUGGCGCACAGGUUCACCUGCCACUAACACUUUUCUUCCACUAUGUCUUCAGAAUAUAACGAAAAUACCCAUAUUAAUACGAAUGUUUCUAGAAGUUUGAAUUCCUCAAGCAGAAUGAUACAUUCUAUUACUAUUUCAAUGAUGAUACACCGUGUUAAAGCUCAAAUAACGUGAAAAACUACUCCUCCACUAUUGGUACACACGGCAUACUAUGUUCCUUUUGUUGCGAUAUGCAUUUCCUAUGCAUUCUGUGCCGUACUUCAAAAGUAAAAGUUUGAAUUUCGCCGCUUUGGAACGUCAACAUUUUUCGCGUUGUCGAUCAGUUUUCUCUCCAAUUCGUCUGUUGAUCAUUUGAGAUAUUGAAUGUAAGUAUAAAAUAUAAUACAAAUUAAUCAUGGCAAUGAAGAUUUUUCUUUCCAGUAUGUCAGGAAAAAAGAAUCAUGAACCGAAAAAUAAGCAAGGCAAGAAUCAGCACCAUAACGAUGAAAGCAUUGUGCAGCAAUGCAUUUUAAAUGUGAAAACUGGCCGACAAACUAUUUACGGUGCGUCGAAAUCUUUUGGUAUCCCUGAAUCUACCAUAAGGUAUAGACUGAGUGAUAAAUGGACCCAGAAAACUCGAAAAGGUCCGUCAACAGUUUUGUCGAGUGAAGAGGAAGAAAAACUUGUGGCUUGGUUGAAAGAUAGACAACAGAGGGGGAUUCCAGUCGUCAAAGAAACGCUGUAUUCGAAAGUGAAAUCCUUUUUUGAUGCUAAAGCCUGUUUUACGCCCAAACCCAAUCCAUUUCGAAACAAUCGUCCCGGCCGUAAGUGGUUCAACAGUUUUCUAAAAAGAAACAAAUCCAUCACACUACGAACACCAGAAGCAGUGUCUGCAGCGAGUGCAAAAGUCUCCGAAGCUGACAUCCGUGGCUGGUUCGAUAAAGUAUAUACGUAUUUUGAAGAACGUGGACUUUCGGAAAUCCUUCAAGAUCCGUCAAGGGUAUACAACGGCGAUGAAACAUCCUUUUUUCUUCAUCCAAAAACCAAAGCUGUACUGGCGGCCAGAGAAAGUCGCAAUGUAUACGAAGUGGAACAUGCCAACAGUCAUUUGAACAUAACGGUCAUGUUCAGUUUUGCUGCUGAUGGAUCAAUUGUUCCACCUGAUGUAAUAUUACCGAUGAAAAGACUUCGCACGGACUUGUUACGGACAUUUCCGGCAGAUUGGGGCGUUGGUAAAAGUGCAAAAGGAUGGAUGGAUGCAGAUAAUUUUGCAUUAUAUAUACAAAAAGUAUUCUAUCACUUUUUGUUGAAGAAAGGUGUAACAUUCCCUGUCAUAUAUUUUGUUGAUGGGCAUUCUUCGCACAUGGCUGCAGAAGUGGCAGAUUUAUGCCUUGAAUUGGAGAUAUUUCUUGUUGUUCUGUACCCUAAUACCACAAGAAUCACUCAACCCGCUGAUGUAGGCAUUUUCAAACCGUUGAAAAAUGCUUGGAAAGCAGCUGUAUCAGAAUGGCAUGACACACAUAAUGGAGAAAUCCUCUCCUUGGAUCAUUUCGGCCCAGUCCUUCAAGAGGCAAUGAAGCGUGGAAUCCUUGCGAGCAGUGUCAUUAACGGCUUCAGAGCUUGCGGUUUAUAUCCUUUCAACGCAGACAAUAUCGAUUACUCUAAAUGCAUUGCAAAGUCAGCAGCAUCCGCGAUUAACCAAGAAGUUUCGGUCGAAACGCCGGUGCCAAUCGCCUCACCCUCUUCCACGAGCCUACCGGCACAAGUCAGUGAUAAUUUGAUAGCGCACCCUUCCUAUAUUACAGACUCCGUCAUCAUCCCUUUCACAACAAUUAAGCAAGUUUUGAAAGAUAUUGGAGAAGAGCGGUUAAGAAAGAUAACCACUUGUUUGGAGCUGAACAGCGAUGAAAUUGUUAUUAAAACCAUUUUUGAAAAAUUAUUAAGACCCUUCCACAGCCGAUUAUCACACAUGACUCAACCUCACGACGAUGUAUCCGUUCCAGUGAAUCUUUCCGAUUAUGAUGACAAUCAGCCGUCACUUACUGCUGAACAAAUACAGAACAUGCCAGGUAAUUAGUUCAAAAUUAGUUAAAUUAUAAGUUACACUUCAUUUUCGUUUUUUAGUCGACCUUGCAUCAUCAGACGGAAAUUUCCAUGACAUCUCGAAUGAUGACUCAUCUCAGGAAGAUUUUGAAGAAGUUUUAUUACUUCCAAACAGCGAUCUUUGGAACACGCCUCUCGUAACUGUCGGUUGCCCAAGCAGCUCUCGUUUGGACGAAAGUAUGGAUUCUUCUUCUAAUUUGAUGAACAUCUCUGUAUAUCAUACAGAUGUUACACCAGGUGAAUCACGCGAUAUUAGAUCAUUUCAAUUUUUAUAGCUAAUGCUCAUUGUAAUUACAGUUGAAAUAAUACCUCCUGAUUCUGAAUUUCAAAAAGAAAAUGCGUCGAAUGGCUCAGAAUUACUUGACCAUGAACCGC
Messenger RNA from Armigeres subalbatus, 2652 nucleotides. RefSeq lists its product as uncharacterized. The transcript has 3 exons. The record is from RefSeq and is a predicted model, not a curated record. Gene Ontology annotation, cellular component: nucleus. Lineage: Eukaryota; Metazoa; Arthropoda; Insecta; Diptera; Culicidae. The coding region runs from base 590 to 2251 and encodes 553 amino acids. Gene Ontology annotation, molecular function: DNA binding.